Messenger RNA from Diuraphis noxia (Russian wheat aphid), 597 nucleotides. Its product is annotated as mitochondrial import inner membrane translocase subunit Tim23-like. Gene Ontology annotation, molecular function: transmembrane protein transporter activity. NCBI's taxonomy places the organism in Eukaryota, Metazoa, Arthropoda, Insecta, Hemiptera, Aphididae. Gene Ontology annotation, biological process: protein import into mitochondrial matrix. The record is from RefSeq and is a predicted model, not a curated record. Gene Ontology annotation, cellular component: TIM23 mitochondrial import inner membrane translocase complex.
AUGAGGAUGGCGGCUACAAACAUGUUAGAUUUAAAUGAUGAUAAUAAAGGUGAUAAAAAAGGAGUAUUGAUCCCAUCGCCAUAUUUAAAACAUGGCUCACAAGUUCAGCAUUCUCAGUCAGAGUAUAUAUUUAUAGAYGGUGUUGGUUCUAAGCAACGGGGACGUUUUGAAAUGUGUUUUAUUGAAAUCGGUACAUGGUACUCGGUGGGUGCUACAAUUGGCAUUAUGCGUGGAGUACAUUGUGGUAUGAAAAUCGUAUUGCUCAAUAAACAAACUGGUACAUACAACAGAACACUUUUGUUAAAUAGCGUUUUAAAACAUGGAUCUAGUAUCUCAGAAAAAUUUGGAACAUUAGUGGUAUACUAUAGUAUUUUUGGUAUAAUACUAGAGAAGACUCGAGGCCAAAAAGAUGACAUUUAUAAUAAUAUUAUUGCUGGAACAAGCACGGGACUUUUAUAUAGAUCUACAAGUGGUCUUAGAAGUUGCGGCAUUGGUGGUCUGCUCGGCUUCAGUUUAACAGCAAUAUACAGUUUGAUUUCAUCAAGGAUUAAAAUGUUUGAAGAUAUAAGGGAAACCAUCAUACAUUUUAAAAACUGA